Oxyura jamaicensis (ruddy duck) is the source of this 1883-nucleotide messenger RNA. Its product is annotated as actin filament-associated protein 1-like 2. Gene Ontology annotation, molecular function: SH3 domain binding; SH2 domain binding. The record is from RefSeq and is a predicted model, not a curated record. Lineage: Eukaryota; Metazoa; Chordata; Aves; Anseriformes; Anatidae. The annotation marks the transcript as partial. The transcript is spliced from 14 exons. Gene Ontology annotation, biological process: regulation of interleukin-6 production; positive regulation of interleukin-8 production; positive regulation of DNA-templated transcription. Gene Ontology annotation, cellular component: cytosol.
GGGCACAGCCGGUGGCACGGGGCACGGAACCACCGCCGCUGCUGCCUCUGUCCCCCACGGUGGCCCCGUCCCCCGCAGAUCUGGACAGGCUGCUCUCCGACCUGCGCUCCUUCCUGCUCAUCCUGGACCGGGAGAGCCUCAGCGCCGCGGCCCAAGCCAAGAAGAAGUCGGUGGCCGAGCUCCUGUGCCGGCUGCAGAGCCCCCCCCCGUCAGAGGAUGCAGAGUACAUGAUCAUGCGCUGCCUCUCGCCCUCCUCGGGGACCCCCCAGGGCUGGGACAACUCGGGAACCAGGACGCAGGAUGCAAGGGGAAGGAGAGCGUGCGAGUGCCGCCCGGGCAGCACGCAGAGCUCGCACGGUGGGAGCAAAGCACCGAGCACCUCGCCAUCCCCACCGGCCGACGACUCCUACGAAGACACCGAACCCCUCGGACCAGGGGGACGCGGCAGCCCCGGCGGCGCCGACACCGACAGCAGCCACUACGAGUCGUACGGGGAGGACGAGGACGGCGUGCCGGACCGUGCCCAGGACCGUGCCCACUACCUGCGGUGGCCACCGGCCACCGGCCCCCCCCCGGCCGAGCCCCCCGGCCGCCCCGAGGCUCAGCUCUGCGGCUUCCUCUGGAGGAAACGCUGGCUGGGGCGCUGGGCCAAGCAGCUCUUCAUCGUCCGCGAGCACGCGCUGCUGGUGCGAGGGUUUCAGGCGUGCCGCCGACCCGCAGCCGGCGCUGGAGCUGGAGCUGCGGGGCUGCCGCGUCGCCUCCAAGGGCACGGGCAGCAAGAAGCUGCCGCACGCGCUGAAGGUGACGGGGCCGGCGGGCGAGGCGCUGGUCAUCGGCUUCCCGAGCCGGCAGCAGGCGGAGGACUGGAGGAAGGUUUGGAGGUGAUCGAGGAGGUCAGCAGCAACUCCCCCAGCGGGCUGGCGGCCCACAGCCCCCCAGCAUCGCCCCCCAGCAGGCUCGGCAGGGCCGCCGCGCUCCGGUUCGGCACAAAGGAGGAAGAGGAGGAGGAGGAGGCUGCCCGCAGCCCCAGAGAGGACCCUAAAGGAGGGGCCCUGGCCGUGCGGCUGCGCGGGCGCUGGCAGCGGCUGUGGUGCGCGGUGCGGCAGGGAGCCCUGCGCAUGUUCCCCGAGCCCGGGGGUGCUCAGCGCCCCGUCUGCGCCCUGCUGCUGGACGGCUGCGAGGUCACCCCGGGGGUCCCCGCCACCGGCGGCUCCCCCCAGCGCCUCCGCAUCCGCAUCGCUCAGCGGGGCCGGGAGCUCGCCCUGCUGCAGACCCAUUCGGAGGAGGAGAGGGAGGCUUGGCUGAAAACCCUGCGGGCCAGGGGAGGACGGGAGCCGGCCGCUGACAGCCCCCAGGCGGAGCCCCCCAGGCUGGGAGGUGGCAGCAGCUCUCCUGCUGCGGGCGGGCUGCUGCUGCGUCGCUUCCCGACCCCCAACGCCUACAUGGACGACCCCUCUGGGCAUCUCCCGGCCCCCGAGCACGUCUACUCCAACACGGAGCGGCUGCAGCGGCUGCAGCAGAGCUUGGACCGAGCCGUGCAAGGGCAGCGCAGGAGACCCGUGUCCGCGCUGCCCGCCGGCGCCUGCAGCAGCACCGUGCCCUCGCAGGCAGGGAGGAGAGCGUUCCCCAAGCUGGAGGAGAAGGUUGGGCAGCUGGAGAGGGCUUGCCGCGGGAAGAGCAGGCUGAAGGCCGGCUCCGAGAUGAACCUGCUGGCCAUCGGCAAGUCUCUGAAGGGCCACAUCGCCGCCACCGCCAGCUCGGCUGCCUCCGAGGGCUCCUUCCUCUCCCCGCUCUUGAGGCGCACGGCGUCGGCCAGGAGCGCCCUGAAGCGCUCGCCCUCCGCGGGCGUCGUGGAGAAGGGGAAGGUGCUGCAGCAGAGAAAG